Molecule: messenger RNA, 1427 nt
Organism: Penicilliopsis zonata CBS 506.65
Lineage: Eukaryota; Fungi; Ascomycota; Eurotiomycetes; Eurotiales; Aspergillaceae
Exons: 11
Coding region: 26-1369 (447 amino acids)
Biological process (GO): protein arginylation
Cellular component (GO): cytoplasm
Molecular function (GO): arginyl-tRNA--protein transferase activity
Source: RefSeq, a predicted model, not a curated record
GUGUUAACCCCCAGUAUACCACUCCAUGGCCUCCGACCAGCGCGCCGAGCCCGUCAUCGACGCGGAGACCGCCAGGAAACUGUCCCUCUUCCGACCUCUAGGCUAUCAACGGAACACUUGUGGUUAUUGCAAGUCCCAGACCGGCACUGCUGCCUACUAUGCCAGCUCGCUAGUCGUACAGCCGGCUCACUAUGAGGAUCUCGUCAAUCGCGGUUGGCGCAGAUCGGGAACGCUGUAUUACAAGCAGAACCUACAGCGGUCAUGUUGUCCCUACUAUACGUUGAGACUGGACGUCUCGACAUUCCGGCCCAGGAGAGACCAUCGUAAGGCCGUGAACCGGUGGACCAAGUUUGUCCUGGGUCCAGAGUAUAUCCGCAAAGCGGCACGGUUAUGUCCUCGCACGCGAGAAGAGAAGAAGCGUCGGAAGACAAAGUUUGAUCUCCUGUCUGCCGUUCACGAGGUGGAAUACGGUAAUAUCCAGCGGCCCGUUGAUCCUAAGACCAAACGGCCGCUGGAGCCGGCGCAUCGGUUCGAAGUCAACAUCGAAGGCGAUUCCAUCUCACAAGCCAAGUUCGAUCUUUUCGUCAAAUAUCAGACUAAAGUCCACAAGGAGGAUGUUUCCAAAUGGAAGACCAAGGAUUUUGAACGAUUCCUAUGUACUGGUAUCAAACGAUCUCCCGCCAGUGCAGAUUCGACGGAAAAGAAGCUUGGGUCCUGGCAUCAGUGCUACCGACUGGACGGGAAGCUCAUUGCCGUGGCGGUCUUGGACCUGAUGCCGAAUGGGGUCAGCUCCGUGUAUAUCUUCUACGACCCGGACUACGAGCAGUGGGAAUUUGGAAAGCUGAGUGCCAUGCGGGAGAUUGCCUUUGCAAUCGAGGGCUCCUACCAGUACUAUUACAUGGGAUUUUACAUUCACUCUUGCCAAAAGAUGCGUUACAAAGCCGACUAUCGACCACAGUAUAUUUUGGACCCCGAGAGUUACACCUGGGACCCGCUUGAUGGUGAACUCCGCGAGAAACUCGACCGUCGCCCCUACGUCUCUCUGUCACAUGAUCGCCAACAGGCGUCGGAGGGCGGCGAUUCCACAGCCCCCACGACAGAGGCAGCUCCCGCCGACCAGGACGAGGAAGACAUGUCCCUGUUCGACCUCCACAUGCCGGGCGUGAUGACCGUCGAGCAAGUCAAAGCGGUAGAUCUAGGCCACUGGCUUCUUUUGAUCCAUGGAAGUUUCGUCCAUAUGAAUGAUCUCGUCCGGUGGGAGGAAAUGUCGAUGCGCAGUCCGCAGUCCGUCAAGGGAAUCGUAGCGGAAUUGGCGGCCACGUUGGGGCCAGUGGUGGUCAAGGAGAGCGCGGUGGUUUUAUUUGAUUGAACCAGUACCUUUUUUUUUUCUACUUGUCUAUGGCUAUGGCUGGAGUAGAACAGUGAAC